GUUGCCAGCUUUCGAACUGAGCGGCUCCCCGAGGCCCUCGUCGUCGUCACCCAGUUCCAGAAGCAGUGGAACUGAGCGGCUCCCCGAGGCCCUCGUUGUCCAGCUGUUGCCAGCUUUCGAACUGAGCUUGACGAAACGAAGCCCUCGUCGUCAUCACCCAGUUCCAGAAGCAGUGGCACUGAAACCAUGUCGCCGAUAGGUCAAGCUCGUCACCGAAAACUCCUCUCCUCAACACAGCCUCGGUGACUGCAACCCGGCGUGAGCACCACUGGAGUUACUAAUGAUUAAUUUGCUGGGCGACGUGAAAACACUGGCACGAAGGACGUGCCGUGUUCUGAACCCCUUGGCCGGGGAUUUGACCGUGAACGAACGUGACAGGCAACGGUAGCCCAAAUCCAAAUCCAAAUCCAAUCUCCUCUUGCAGCCAGCCGAUCUGCAACAGGACCCGUCGACUAGCUAGCUAAUGAAUGAUGCAAUCGCUGCUCGAUGAUUCUUCCCUGCAUCAUGUACUCAUCAUCAACCUUACGGUCGCGUUGCCGUCUUCUCUCUCGCUCUAGACAUUAUGAGGAAGAGUGGAGCCUCGCGUUCGACGCCCUCCGAUUAGUUUCACCUGCGUAAUCCCAAUUAGAUCCUCCACCCUCUCCGUCUCUCGGCAGAGAAUAACCAUUUAGGGAGAGAGAAAGAACCAAAUCCUUUGCCUCAGUUCUCACGCAUCUCCACAUUUCACACUCGUCGUUGUCUUCUUCUCUGUUCUGCAAGCAGAAACCUCCCCCAUUAAACCCCCCGCGCGAACACCCCGAGUUCCAAAACAUCCACUCUCUCUUUUCAUCCUUUCUCGACCCCUAUAAGACCCCGUCCGGUUCCUCUUCCUCCCUCGCUCGUUCACAGAGCGAUAGAACAACCUGAGCAUAACACAGCCAUAACGCAGGAAGAACCCAAAGAAGCAGGAGGGAAAACAGAGUAGAAGAGAGGGCACAUUGGUUCCAUGGGGGAAGCCGAGGUUGAUUCGAGCCCAUCUACAUGGCUGCCUGGCCCCCUCAUUGUCGGCGCCGGCCCCUCCGGCCUCGCCGUCGCGGCCUGCCUUGCCGACGUCGGAAUCCCCUCCACCGUCCUCGAGAAGUCGAGUUGCGUUGCCUCGCUCUGGCAGCACCGCACCUACGACCGCCUGCGCCUCCACCUCCCGAAGCAGUUCUGCGAGCUCCCUCUGAUGGGCUUCCCCGACGGGUUCCCCAAGUACCCGUCGAAGCAUCAGUUCAUAUCCUACCUGGAAUCCUACGCCACCGCAUUCGGCAUCCGGCCGCGGUUCGGGACCGAGGUCCUGGACGCGGCGUUCGACCGGGGAAUCGGGGCUUGGAGAGUCCGGACUCGCGGCGGCGAGGAUUUCGUGAGCCGGUGGUUGGUGGUGGCGACGGGCGAGAACGCGGAGCCGGUGGUGCCGGAGUUCCCGGGGAUGGAGCGGUUCGGCGGGCGCGUCGUCCAUACGUGUGCCUACAGGUCUGGUGCUGACUUCAGGGGGGAGAAGGUGUUGGUGGUCGGCUGUGGGAAUUCCGGCAUGGAGGUAAGCUUGGACCUCUUCCGCAAUGACGCGAGGCCUCACAUGGUGGUCAGGAACACAGUGCAUGUGUUGCCCCGAGAGAUGUUAGGGUGGUCGACGUUCGUAGUAACCAUGGCGCUCCUCAGGUGGCUGCCGCUGAGGCUGGUGGAUCAGUUCCUGUGCGCCAUGGCGCAUCUCAUGUUCGGCGACACCGACCGGCUCGGCCUCCGGAGGCCCAAACUGGGGCCCAUGGAGCUCAAGAACCUCGCCGGCAAGACUCCGGUCCUCGACGUCGGCGCCCUCGCCCUAAUCCGAUCAGGAAACAUCAAGGUGAUGCGAGGGGUGAAGGAGAUAACCAGAGGAGGAGCAAAGUUCGUGGAUGGAAUGGAAGAGCAGUUCGACGCUAUUAUUCUGGCGACGGGUUACAGGAGCAACGUGUCUUCCUGGCUCAUGGACGACGGUGGUCUGUUCACGAAGGAAGGCAUGGCGAAAGACCCGUUCCCUGGAGGUUGGAAAGGGGAGAAGGGACUCUACUGCGUGGGCUUCACCAGGCGCGGCCUCCUCGGAGCCUCCCAUGACGCUCUCAACAUCGCCAGGGACAUCCUUCUCCAGCGGAACAACCCCUCCUCCCACCAUUUGGCCAAGCAAUGAUGGUGAGGCCGCCUGCUCCCUCCAUCUUCUUCUUGUGGUGGAUGAGCUGACGACCGAGACCUCGUGCUCUCCGUCUCUGUACAUAAACCCAAUUUUGCAUGCAUGCAACACAUAUAUAUCUCCGGGAUGUGGAAACGGGCAAAGUCGUCUCCUUGGCACGAAAGCAUUGCCUCUCGGAGAAUGCUAAAACAAGAGAAGUUGGAGGGGGCGUUCGAUCCUUCCGUGGCCUGAAAUCGUUAGGAGGAACUCCGUCGGAGGUUGUCUGCGCUUGCACAGUGAUGUGGACCUUUUCUGCUUUGGCUUCUGCCGCGGCAUUCAUAGCUGCGAGCUGGAGAAGAAGGCAGACUUAUCAGGGGAAUAAAUGACACCAUGGGAAACCUUGUGAUCCUCUGGUGCUCCCUUCAAUGACUCUCCACAUUGAAGAAGAUGCGGCAGAAGAAGAGGUCACGCUUUGUUGGGUGAAGUGCGUCGCCAGUCUCUUACGUUAAACCUCUCUGACAGUGAAUUAAUGGAAGCAGAAACACUAAAGAAGGGACACUUCAUUUCUAACCAGUGUUCUGAGUCCCCCAACCACACCACACCACACCAUACCACUACUUGGGGAUCUAUCUCUUAGGAGCAGUUUCUCACCAUGACUCCUCCCAUCGUUUGCCCGAUAUCUUGUGUGCUGACUUGCAUGUCCUUGUCAUUGCUAGACCUGUACUGAUGAUGAUGCAUGUCGUCGAUGAUGUCGUCGAUGGAGGUCAUCAGCUCGACGGGACGGCAGCGGCUAUAAUGAUGAGUAAUUGCUUGAGGAGAUGGAUGUACACCUGAGUGGCGAUCGCCGGUGGCUUCAUUGUA
Messenger RNA from Musa acuminata AAA Group (dessert banana), 3025 nucleotides. RefSeq names its product indole-3-pyruvate monooxygenase YUCCA1-like. The record is from RefSeq and is a predicted model, not a curated record. Gene Ontology annotation, molecular function: NADP binding; flavin adenine dinucleotide binding; N,N-dimethylaniline monooxygenase activity. NCBI's taxonomy places the organism in Eukaryota, Viridiplantae, Streptophyta, Magnoliopsida, Zingiberales, Musaceae. Bases 986 to 2185 code for a protein of 399 amino acids. The transcript has 4 exons. Gene Ontology annotation, biological process: auxin biosynthetic process.